CACAACAACAGCAACAGCAACAACAAGUGCCACCAUCGGCGGCGGAUCCUUACCACUACUACCACCAGCACCAGCCAAGACCACCAGUUCCUCCACAACCGCAAGGAAGCACUACAUGGUACUCCAAUCAUUUCCAAUACCAACCACCACAGCCACCGCCACCACCAUCACACUCUCCAUCUGCUCCACCUCCCCAGCAGUGGCCUGUACCUCCUCCUCCCUCUUCUUCAUAUCCUUAUCCUACGCACCUUCCCCCUCAAAGCCACAACUUCCCUCCUCCUCGCCCCCACGUGCCUCCACCAACACAACCUUACUCUCAGGAAUGGGGGAAUCCUAAUUGGGGACAGCACCAAGCUUGGGAAUAUCCAGCAGCAGCUCAUAACCAUGUGGAGGAUUGGGCUGCUAAGGCCAGAGCAUGGGCAGCUGCGAAAAAAGGGUCACCUGACGACCAGCAUCCUCAUGCUCAGUUUACACCAGUUGGCAGAUCAGAAGAAAAAAGUUGGUAUUAUGACCAGUAUCCGCAAACUGUCGAUACUCAUUAUCAAGGUCUUCAGCAGCAUCCAUUUCCUGCAACGGGCUAUCAACAGUUUCCAGUUUCAGGCACUCCUUUGCAGCAGUCACCGGUAGCUUAUCCACAGGAGAAUGCAUCUUUCAACAGGGGACAAUCUUCAUAUGUUUCUGAUAGGCCCCUACCCAACGCUGGUGGGGCUGCAUCUUCAAUUGCAAGUCCGUCUGUUUAUCAGCAGGAGGUACCUUCUAGUUAUUCUUCUGUUACAGGUAAAGAAGAGACUGAAGAUCCAAAGGAGCAGCUUUACAAAUCAUUGCCUUUGGCCAUUUCCUCUGCUCAAGAAGGACAGCAUCGUAUCCCACCAUCACUGCCUGCUGCUGGUAGAUCAGUUUUGACUGAGCAACCUUUUGCAUACAGCAAUCAGGCAGCUAAUCCCACAGCCGACCUCAGUAAUCAGCCUUUGGAAUUUGCACCUGGUUUCAACUCUGAUCAUGAUCCUCAUGUACAAUCAAGCUAUGCUGCACAUCAUGAUUCAGCAGGAACUGUGAAAAGCUUUGGCCCUGCUGCACCCAUGCCUUCAAUUAGUUCCUGGAAUCCUGCUGUUACAACUGGUGUAGUUUAUCCCCCAAUUCCUCCAGUUUUUCCACCAGGGCCUCAGGAUCCUACCAUAUCUGUGCCUUCUUCUGUUUCUGGGCAUGCUGCACCACCAUUUGGAAACUUUCCUGGAACAAGUUUUCAGGCCACAAUUUCACCAGUUGGUGUGCCAUAUGGUCUUGGUGCAGGAAAUGCACUUCAUCCUACUGGAGGCUUCGCAGAUGCUUAUGGGGUUUCUAAUGUUUCUGAACGCCCAAAAAAGUCUUCUGUGCCUAAUUGGCUUAAAGAAGAAAUAAUUAAGAAUGCCCCUGUCAUGAUGAGGCCUUCUCUAGAGCAUCCUAGAGAGGAAACACAAUCUAUUGAGGAUGACGAUGCUGAAAAAUCAUUUGGAAAGGGUAAUCAAGCAGGUAGCAGAAACAUCGAUUCCCCAAGUUCUACUGAAGAAAAGGAUGACGAUGAGGAUUAUGCCGAAGCAGCCAGGACUGCAGCUAUUAACCAGGAAAUCAAACGUAUCCUAACUGAGGUUCUUUUGAAGGUUACUGAUGAGCUGUUUGAUGAAAUUGCAACAAAAGUUCUUGAUGAAGAUGAUCUGAUGGUUGAAGUCGAGCACCAACCAGCUGCUUCAAAUCAAAAGGUAUCAUCCCCUUCUCACCCAGCUAUCUCAACUCUAAAGGCUUCUGCAAAGCUUCUAGUUCCUGUUGGAAACAAGGAAUUUGAGAACAAAGAUGUCAAUGAAAAAUCUAGUUCCAGCUCCCCUGGAAAUGUUUUGGGUCUCGCUAACUAUGCCUCUGACGAAGAUGACGAUGAAAUCCAGAGUUCCAGCGUAUCAAAUUCGAGGAAAAAUUCUGUGGUUCAACUGUUGGCCAUUCCAGAGAUCGCUGAAGAUAAUGAUGGAGCUGAAAAUGGCAAUUCACAAGUAGAACUUGUAAAGAACACUGGAGCUACAAAUUUAGAGAGUGAUCUGAGCAAAACAAGUUCAAUUGGGUCUGAUAAUAAAAUCAAUGGUGCUUUUAGCGAGUUGCGCGAGCAUGUGCAUUCCGAGGUGGUCUUUGGAGCCAGACAUGUUGAAAUUAGUGUCAAUGGAGAAGAAAAAAUAGAAAACAAUAACAAGGCUGCAUUCAAAGCUACAACUGGAGAACAUGCCAAAAUGAAAUCUGAACCACUUGGUGAGAGUGUCAGUGUGGAAAAAUCUGUGGUCGAUUAUUCUCAUACUAGGGGUACCAGGGUGAGAUCAGAUCAAGACGGUCGACAUGAAACUAGAAGUAGUGGGAGUAGGGCAGAUGAGAAGGGGGAUGAUGAUCACAGGAGACAGGAUGGAAAGCAUCCAAGCAAGGAAAAAACAGAUGAUCUGAAUGGCUCAAAAGAGAAAAAGAAAGAGCGAAAUGAUAAGACAGGAGCUAGUGCAAAGGAACCAGAAUCAAGAAGAAGGUCAUGUCAUGCUGAAGUCAAGGAGGACAGGAAAGAGGAAGAAAAACCCCACAGAUCUAGUGCCAAAGAAAAUGCCAUCAGAAAGAGAGACCGCACAAAGGAAAAGGAGGAAGACAAAGCAAGACAUAAACUUACCAGUGAUUCAAUCAAGCACAAGAGAACACGCUCCUCUUCAAUCAGCAGUAGGGGUAGAAACAGCAAGGACAAUGAUUCAAGUGAUGAAGCUUCAGAUGAUUCUAAGAGGAAACAUUCAAGGAAGCGGCGUUCUUCACCAUCUCCUGUCAGAUCUAGAAGAAGACAAGUAUCGCGGUCACCUCAUAGCAAGCAUUCCCAGCGCAGGCAUUCUCCCUACUCUUCUUUUGAGACCACAAGGUAUGUUGCCAUGCAAUCUUCAAGAAUGAGAUUGUGUGUUAGUGUUUCUGAGACAUGCACAACCAUUUGCUGCAAAGGUGAAAGCAUUGAGCUUCUGAUUUGUGAAUACUUAGAUAGUAGUUUAAUUAGAAUCAACUUAGAGAGGCGAUUCACAAGGCGUAAUGAGCUAUAUGGUAAUAAUAAUAAUAAAAAAGUAAUGGAAGGCGACGUUUGGGUGACGCAUAACUUCACGUCUUCCCAUGCGAUUCCCCGUCUUGGUGGUGCUGCUUCCAAUGGCCAUGGCGGGUUGAUUGCUCUCGCUUUGUAUGCCACUCGGAGGUUACCGCCAUCUUCUUUUAAGCAGACAAGACCCCGAGGCUUAAGCCAUCCAGUCACCACAAUAAUAUUUUCUGCGCCUACUGCCCCUGGCUCCAACCAGAGUCUUGCUAUUCGAUCAUGGCUUGCUUUGUCCCCUCAAAUCACUGUCGUUUUGUUCACUCAACACCCUUCUUUUGCCCCCGCUUUUGGUUCCCAGGUUUUGGUUGAUUACACUACUGAUUUCACGUUCCUUGACAUCCCAUUCUUUAAUUCCAUGCUUGAAAAAUCACGGUUAUACACGACAGGUAUUACUGUUUUUGUUGAUCCACGGACGGUUCUUGUGUCUGACCUCAUUUCCACUUUAAAUUAUGCUUGCGAACUUGACCAUGAUUGGCUUCUUGUGGCUUCGUUACGAAACGUUGCCUACUUCCCGUUCCAUUUGGAUGAUGCUGGGGAACACUGGCUUAGAGAGGAUGGCCAAAGGGUAAGACGCCAGGAGUUGCAGGGGAUGCUUGGUCAUCAUUGGCAGUGGAAUCAUUGUGAGGACAGAAUGCUUAUGGCAUGGAACAACAGAAAUCUACGUUUACAUAAUGGAGUACUUCCUCCUUUCUUGUAUGGCAAGGGGUUUCACAUCCACUGGAUCAUCAAUGAGGCUGUCUUUUCUGAAUUUAGGCUUGUCUUCGAUGCAAGUCGGACCAUCUCAUGUUUCUCUCUUAAUUAUCCUGAACACUGGUCUGAACAGUCAGGCAGAGGAUCUAGUGCUUUAGAGAUUGAAAACAGAAGCUGGGAAGACAGUGGCAAUUCCCAUCUGGGUGCAAUAAAUGCCUCCAUGUUUUUCCAUCAAAUUAAUUAUACUGGUCUAGUAAAGCUUUUGAAUUGUGAGGGGAAAUAUAUUUUUGCUGACAUAACAGAAGACAUUGUUUAUCCACUGUGUGCCAGACAGGAAGUCAGUGGACUCGAAGAGUUUUGAGAUCCUUUUACCUUGAGGAAAAAUAUGGAUUCUGCCGAAAAUGUCAAAUCACAAAACAGAAUAUUAAAUUGCUCUCUGAGAGAUCAGUUAAAGUCAUUGGGCUCAUUAGAUUUUCCAUUUUCUAUGGAGUCACUCCUUUCAAUAACUCCAGACAAGAAUAAAACAAUCGUGCUUGCUGUUGCUGGAUAUAGUUACAAGGACAUGCUAAUGAUUUGGUGGGCGAUUACGCCUCCUCCAGGUGAAACAUAUCAGUUCUCUAUCUUACAGGGCUUACCUGUUUUCCAUGAUCCAUCAGCCCCAAGAAACAUCAGCUUUGACGAUUGCCACUUUGGAACAGCAUGCUUUCUGAGAGUCACCAAAGUGAAGUCCAGAAUGGUUUGGAAGAUACUGAAACUCCGGUACAACGGACUUCUAAGUGAUGUGGAUGUUUAUUGGUUUGGGUAUCCAUUACCAUUGCUUUAUUCAUUUCGUCCUGGUGUUCUUGUGGCACGGUCCAACAAGUGCCAUGACACAGGACCUGUAAACUUACCCAGGGGAUUGUACCCUGGUUUCUACGUUGCUUGUUCUAAUGGUUCAACUGUAGCUGCUAUGUAGAAGGUGGUAAAGCAUGCAGCAACAUCAAUCCUGUCUGAACAGCCAAGCUUCUAUGACACAUUGUGUGGAGAAGGUGGAUCCUAUCGUAUCAGUGAUAACAGUUGUGUGGAACCUGAUACAAAUCUGACUGUUCCUUUCUUGGAUAGGAAGCUCUUCCCUAACGGUGCAUCCUUAAACCUAUUGCAGAAGAAAAAUGUGAAAAAGACCUGCAUGAUGAAGGGUUGUCUUGUUCUUCAUAACAACUGGAUCAGUGGGAGGAUGAAGAAAUUGGACCGACAGAUUGUGUCAGGUUUAUGGGAGUAUGAUACAAGCAGAAUGUGCCUGCAAAGAUAGCACAAUUCCAAAUUGAUGUGAUAUUUUUGUUACCUAGUUGUUGAUGGGUUGGUGUAUCUUAUCUGCUGUGCUAGGCUAACUUUGAUAUUCACGCGGAAGAAAAGAAAGGAAAUUAUUCCCUUCCCCAA
Messenger RNA from Populus euphratica (Euphrates poplar), 5224 nucleotides. RefSeq lists its product as uncharacterized. NCBI's taxonomy places the organism in Eukaryota, Viridiplantae, Streptophyta, Magnoliopsida, Malpighiales, Salicaceae. The record is from RefSeq and is a predicted model, not a curated record. Gene Ontology annotation, molecular function: glycosyltransferase activity.